This is a messenger RNA of Penicillium vulpinum, 630 nucleotides long. RefSeq names its product 40S ribosomal protein uS13. The transcript has 3 exons. Gene Ontology annotation, molecular function: RNA binding; structural constituent of ribosome. Bases 69 to 536 code for a protein of 155 amino acids. The record is from RefSeq and is a predicted model, not a curated record. NCBI's taxonomy places the organism in Eukaryota, Fungi, Ascomycota, Eurotiomycetes, Eurotiales, Aspergillaceae. Gene Ontology annotation, biological process: translation. Gene Ontology annotation, cellular component: ribosome; small ribosomal subunit; cytosol.
ACUCAGUUGGACUUCCUCUCUCCAUCCCUCUGUCGACAACCCAUCGCGAUCCUCGCCCAUCGCCCAUCAUGUCGCUCGUGACCGGCGAGAAGACGAACUUCCAGUUCAUCUUGCGUCUGCUCAACACCAAUGUUGACGGCAAGCAGAAGAUCAUGUACGCGCUGACCCAGAUCAAGGGUGUCGGUCGCCGUUACUCCAACCUGGUCUGCAAGAAGGCCGAUGUCGACCUCACCAAGCGUGCUGGUGAGCUCACCACCGAAGAGCUCGAGCGCAUCGUGACCAUCCUUCAGACCCCCACUCAGUACAAGAUUCCCUCGUGGUUCCUCAACAGACAGCGCGACAUCACCGACGGCAAGGACACCCAGGUUGUUUCCAACGGUCUUGACUCCAAGCUCCGUGAGGAUCUUGAGCGCCUCAAGAAGAUCCGCUCUCACCGUGGUCUGCGUCACUACUGGGGCCUCCGUGUCCGUGGUCAACACACCAAGACCACUGGCCGCCGCGGUCGCACCGUCGGUGUCAGCAAGAAGAAGGGCUAAAUUAUUCUGUUCGUUUUUUUUUGCCGGGGGUUCUUGGAGGGAUUCCGUUAUUUCCGGUGUGUUUCUAUGGGCAGCACUCGUGGGAUCUUUUCCC